Messenger RNA from Arabidopsis lyrata subsp. lyrata, 1220 nucleotides. Its product is annotated as rhodanese-like/PpiC domain-containing protein 12, chloroplastic. The coding region runs from base 99 to 989 and encodes 296 amino acids. NCBI's taxonomy places the organism in Eukaryota, Viridiplantae, Streptophyta, Magnoliopsida, Brassicales, Brassicaceae. The transcript has 8 exons. Gene Ontology annotation, molecular function: peptidyl-prolyl cis-trans isomerase activity. The record is from RefSeq and is a predicted model, not a curated record.
UCAGUAUAUCUGGAUCAGAGGGCCCAUAAUCAGUCUUUUCUUUGAGUGGGUAACUUGUAACCUCUCAGACUUGGACUCUUUGCCCAAGAGAACCCAUAAUGUUUAGAGUAACCGGAACUCUCUCGGCGGCAUCAUCUCCAGCGGUGGCGGCGGUGUCUAUCUCCGCCGCUCUAAGACUCUCCAUCACUCCCACUCUCGCUAUCGUCUCUCCUCCUCAUCUCCGUUGGUUCUCCACGUUUUCUCGUCAAUUUCUCGGCGGAGGCAUCUCUUCACUCCGACCACGCAUUCCUUCUCCGUGCCCGAUUCGACUCUCUGGUUUCUCGGCUCUCAAAAUGAGAGCUUCGUUUAGCAGUGGGAGUAGUGCAAGUAGAGAGAUUCUGGUGCAGCAUUUGCUUGUUAAGGAUGAUGAUAUUGAGCUCUUUGCUGAACUCCAAAAGAGAAUCUUGGAAGGAGAGGAGAUGAGUGAUCUUGCGGCUGAGUACUCGAUUUGUCCAUCCAAAAAGGACGGUGGUAUACUUGGAUGGGUAAAACUGGGUCAAAUGGUACCAGAGUUUGAGGAAGCUGCGUUUAAAGCAGAGCCGAAUCAGGUGGUGAGGUGUAGAACCCAAUUUGGCUUGCACUUAUUGCAAGUUCUAUCUGAGAGAGAACCGGUGAAAGAUAUCCAGGUAGAGGAGCUACAUUCCAAAAUGCAAGAUCCAGUUUUCAUGGAUGAGGCUCAGUUAAUUGAUGUUAGAGAACCCGACGAGAUAGCCAUUGCAUCCUUGCCAGGAUUCCAAGUGUUCCCGCUCCGCCAAUUCGGAACCUGGGCACCAGACAUCACUUCAAAGCUGAACCCUGAGAAGGAUACAUUUGUCUUGUGUAAGGCUGGUGGCAGGUCGAUGCAGGUUGCCAACUGGUUACAGUCUCAGGGCUUCAAGAGUGUGUACAACAUCGCUGGUGGAAUACAAGCCUAUUCUCUCAAGGUUGACCCAUCAAUUCCUACUUACUGAAAUUGAGCAUCUUAGUAUUAUUUGGCUCUUUUUCUUGUAUCCUAAAAUUCCAAAUAACAUUGCAAAUCAUAUUUUCAAUAAACUAUAGUUUAUAAGGUUCAUUUUAGACAAUAUGGAUAACGUUUAGAAUAUACUAAAGGCAAGUCCGAAAUUCUCCAGGAAAUGCUCUGAACCUUUUGUAAUAAAUCCUAAAAUAAAAUAAAUAAAAUUUGCUUUAAAUAACAAAAAAAA